Molecule: messenger RNA, 1500 nt
Organism: Periconia digitata
Lineage: Eukaryota; Fungi; Ascomycota; Dothideomycetes; Pleosporales; Periconiaceae
Source: the annotation of a GenBank genome assembly
UGUACAUCAGAAUUGCAGCAUUCGAGCUUCACUCCGCAAGACGUGUUCUGUGGCUCCUUCACCGAACAGCUACUCCCUAUAUGGAUCGUUCUACCUCUGGACAGCCGCCAGUGUCGCAUCGACUCAUGCAAUUCGAUGACCGGACUGGCCAAGUACAGCAUGGCAACCCAGCGUCUAAAUGACCCGAAACUCAGCCCCAAUGCUCUUAACUUAACUGUCUUGGGAAUAUGCGCGGAGGCUUCGUUGAGUGGUGUCAGCUGCAUUCUAUUGCGCUAUCGACAACAAAGCCCAGAGGAACAACUCCUUUUAAACCUCAUCCGGUACGAAGAGAUAGCCGUACCGUGGGACGUACGAACCCCGAUUCUAAACCUCCUUCGCGAUCGUCAUAAGCACCCACAACACAUGCUUCGUGUUCAUGAUAUGGUUGGACACAUGCUUUCCACAACUAUCGAGCGUUUUUGUGGGAAUCAGAACAUUUCUGUAGACUCCGUCGAUCUGGCAGCCACGCAGGCCGAUUCCGUACCCCCUUCGGUACUUCCAUCGUCUGAUGGCGCGUCCUGGAAGGCUGAGAUUGAUCCCAGGUUGCAGAACUGGACAAAGGUUAUCUUGGAACGAACUGGAAUCACGACGAUCGCGAGCCUGCCAACGAACAGACGACCGUUGAAUCGACGAGGGCCUUCGUUACAAGUAUUCAUGGAUAACCUAUACCUUCGGCACGCGACCAAAUUUCGCGUUUGCCUUACGAUCGACGAUUUCCUGACUGUCACCGCUAUACCACCCGAAGAAUCGACCAUGAAGGUCACAUCCACGCCCUUCGCAUAUUGUGGACCCGGCACGCUCUUCAUCGAUUACGCGAUGCGUUACGCAACCUCCAACCAGAUGGAGCACGAUUAUACAGGAGCCUAUGGUGAACGCGGGAGCGUCAAUGAAAACUUGGUGAAUCGUUUUCUUGAUGUCAACGAUUACACUCGCCGCGCUCUUCCCACAACCAUGGCCGUUGAGAUGUUUGGUCAGCAUGAAAUACAAAGCCUUAUAGAGGAAUGUUCUUUCAUAGGCAUAUCCGAUCUCGACGCUAUCGCCACCAUAACCCGUAUCACAUCCGAGAUCAUUCUUUCUCAGUACCGUAGGGUUAUGGCAGAAUUCUCUCCGAGCCAAAAAGUGGACGAGGUCUUCAUCUGCGGGCGUGGUGCCAAAAAUCUGAAGAUUGUGGAACGGUUGGAGGAAGUACUUCCAGAAGAGGUUAUGACCAGACCUUUUGAUGAUAUUGGUAUACCUGGAGACGCAAAGUGCGCCGCAUAUUGCGCACACUUCGGACUCGAGCUUGCGCUAGGACAAGUGGAACUCGAGAUGGGAUUCCUAAGCGAUGAAUCUCAGAAGCAGCAGAUCCAGGAAGCGCUCGUGAAGGGGAGAAGGUGGGAUAUUCUCCGCGACAGAAUAACUCGAUUUGCCGCAGGAAAGCAGUUGCCACCCAUGCAACAAAUCGUGGUGAACAGGGGAUAA